Lagopus muta (rock ptarmigan) is the source of this 1521-nucleotide messenger RNA. RefSeq names its product loricrin-like. NCBI's taxonomy places the organism in Eukaryota, Metazoa, Chordata, Aves, Galliformes, Phasianidae. The coding region runs from base 1 to 1521 and encodes 506 amino acids. The transcript is spliced from 4 exons. The record is from RefSeq and is a predicted model, not a curated record.
AUGUGUUCCCGACAGAGCUCCGGAGGCUGCCACGAGUCAUCCUCCCAGUCUGGGGGAUGCUGCAGUGGGGGCAGCUCCUCCAGCUACCAGGCACAGGGCUCCUCCUGCUGUGGGAGCUCCUCAGGAUACAGCAUAGGAGGAGGAUACAGUGGUGGCAGUGGGGGAUCAGGCCAGAAGAUCAUCAUUAGCUCAGGAGGAGGAGGAGGAGGAGGAGGAGGUUCCUCUGGAUGCUGUGGUGGAGGAUCCAGCAGUGGUGGGUCUUCUGGUGGCAAGAUUAUAAUUUCAGGAGGUGGGAGCAGUGGGGGAUCCUCUGGCUGCUGCAGUGGAGGAUCCUCAGGCUAUGGCACGGGAGGAGGAUACAGCAGUGGUGGUUACUCAGGAUCCAAGAGCAUCAUUGGAGGAGGUGGAAGCAGUGGUGGAUCCUCUGGAUGCUGUGGUGGGGGAUCCAGCAGUGGUGGGUCUUCAGGUGGCAAGAUCAUAAUUUCAGGAGGUGGAAGCAGUGGGGGAUCCUCUGGCUGCUGCAGUGGAGGCUCCUCAGGCUAUGGCGUGGGAGGAGGAUACAGCAGUGGUGGUUAUUCAGGAUCCAAGAGCAUCAUUGGAGGAGGUGGGAGCAGUGGUGGAUCCUCUGGCUGCUGCAGUGGGGGCUCCUCAAGCUAUGGCACAGGAGGAGGAUACAGCAGUGGUGGUUACUCGGGAUCCAAGAGCAUCAUUGGAGGGGGUGGAAGCAGUGGUGGAUCCUCUGGAUGCUGUGGUGGAGGAUCCAGCAGUGGUGGGUCUUCAGGUGGCAAGAUUAUAAUUUCAGGAGGUGGGAGCAGUGGGGGAUCCUCUGGCUGCUGCAGUGGGGGCUCCUCAAGCUAUGGCACAGGAGGAGGAUACAGCAGUGGUGGUUAUUCAGGAUCCAAGAGCAUCAUUGGAGGAGGUGGCAGCAGUGGUGGAUCCUCUGGAUGCUGUGGUGGAGGGUCCAGCAGUGGUGGGUCUUCAGGUGGCAAGAUCAUAAUUUCAGGAGGUGGGAGCAGUGGGGGAUCCUCUGGCUGCUGCGGUGGAGGCUCCUCAGGCUAUGGCACAGGAGGAGGAUACAGCAGUGGUGGUUACUCGGGAUCCAAGAGCAUCAUUGGCGGUGGAAGCAGUGGUGGAUCCUCUGGAUGCUGCGGUGGUGGCUCUUCCGGCUAUGGCUCUUCCAGCUACGGCAGUGGGGGUUCAGGCCAGAAGAUCAUCAUCAGCUCUGGAGGUGGAGGAGGAGGUUCAUCGGGGUGCUGUGGUGGAGGAUCCAGCAGUGGUGGAUCUUCUGGAGGCAAGAUCGUAAUUUCAGGAGGUGGCAGCAGUGGAGGAGCUUCUGGAUGCUGUGGUGGGAGUUCCAGUGGGGGCAGUGGCGGUUCCUCAGGCCACACCAUCAUCAUCGGCUCUGGAGGAGGCAGUGGUGGGUACGGCCAGUCCUCGCAGCAGAAAUGCCCCAUUGUCAUUCCUCACAUCGAGAGCCACCAGACCAAGCAGGCCUGCUACUUCCCCGGCCAGCAGAAGUGA